GAAAUGCAGACAAUCGUUUCUCCCUCUCCCUUCCCUUUCUCUUCUGUGUCUGUCUUUUGGUAAUGAGAGACUGAUUUCAAAUCGCAAUUCUCUCAUAUUAUAAGCUUCAACCACAGAAUUUAGGAAUGGCGAGUCAACUCGUCGACCACGCAGCUCCGAGUUGGGAACGAGUUUGUUGAAGCUGAUCGUUGUUGGCCUCUUUAAUUGUCCGGCACCAGGUUUUAUUGAUCUGGGAUUGUUCUAGUUAUGAUGGGUGAGGAGACAUCUGAUACUAUGAAUCUUGAUUUGAAUCUGGGUCCUGGUCCUGAGACUGGGUCAGGUUCGAUACCGAGUGAGCCAAUAAAUUUGGAGGACUGGAUUGAUGACCCUUUGGAGAGAAUUAGGGAGGCUGUUCGAAUCAGUAGUAGCAGGACCCGACAGCGUUGGAGAUGGCGACCACUCCAAGUUCCUCAUGAAACGCACUCCCUUUCUGUAGAACUGAACCAGUUGAUAGGGAAUUCGGAGAGUGUGACCACUUUACAGGCUGGUGAGGGUAGUGUUGCUGCUGAAGAAAGAACCAAUGAGGUACCGAAAAUGUGUGAAAAUAACAAUGGAUUUUUGGAAGAUGAAGUUUCGGAGAAGACAGGUGAUGUUGAGAAGGAAAGCGGCACUGAUGGGAGCUUCUUUGAUUGUAAUAUUUGUUUGGAUUUGGCUACAGAUCCUGUUGUUACUUGUUGUGGGCACUUGUUUUGCUGGGCAUGCCUGUACAGAUGGUUACAUGUGCAUUCAGAUGCAAAGGAAUGCCCUGUAUGCAAGGGUGAGGUAACCAUAAAAAAUGUUACACCGAUAUAUGGACGUGGAAGUCAUACCCGUGAGGUAGAGGAGGAUUCAAGUCUCGACAUCCCCGUUAGGCCGCAUGCAAGACGGGUUGAAAGCUGGAGGCAAACUAUUCAGAGGAGUUCUUUUAGUUUCCCAAUGGAGGAAAUGAUUCGGCGUCUUGGAAGCAGAUUUGAUUUGACUCGAGACUUGAAUCCUGUGCAGGAUGCUAGUGGUGCUCGUGAAAUGGGAGAUAGGACUAAUGCACUGCUGAGUAGAAUUAUGACACUUAGGGGGCAACGAUCUGAGCAAAAUCCUAUUGCACCUCCUGAUGACAUAGUGGAUUUAACACAGAGUGGCACGAGUAGCCCAGAAUCAAGGAAUGCUCGUAGAUACCACUCAUUUUUACUUCGUAGAUCACAAUCACAAUCACAAUCUCAAAGAUCUUCAGCUCACGCUUCACAUUCUUCCGCUUUGAAUUCUACAGAAAGGUUAAUUGAAGCAUAUUUACGUCACCAUCCUACAGGAAGGACUCAGGAGCCUUCCCAACCUGUUGAUGAUAGAGAUUCUUUCUCAAGCAUUGCUGCAGUUAUAAACUCAGAGUCUCAAGUGGACACUGCAGUGGAAAUUGAUUCCAUGGGCACCCUUUCAACUUCUUCAUCCCGAAGAAGAAACGAUAACCCGAGAGCAUCAGAUAUUGACACAGUCGAUUCUCGUGCGCCUAGAAGGAGAAGAUUCAACUAGGAAGGACUCAUCUAAUAAUAUUAUAGCAUGGAAGUUGCUCGAGCUAUGUCAACACAUAUGUAAGUUCUACCUUCAUUUUUAGUUUUACUCUACAAAGCUCACCUGUUACUGCAGUUGUUGACUUUCAUGAGGUGAUUGUAUAACUCCCAUUUGUUGCUCUUCCAAUAUUUGUUUGAAAUACUGUUGUACUGUCAUAAGGGGCGUGUGCUCUGAAUUUGUAUGGAAGGUUAAAUUUAUAGACCGAGUAGGCAAAUCGCUUUUCCAGUGUACAUAGAUUUUCAAACUUCAUAAUUAUGGAAAAUUUGUAGAAUUAUUUCA
Mercurialis annua (annual mercury) is the source of this 1857-nucleotide messenger RNA. RefSeq lists its product as uncharacterized. Gene Ontology annotation, biological process: ubiquitin-dependent protein catabolic process. Gene Ontology annotation, cellular component: endoplasmic reticulum. The coding region runs from base 247 to 1539 and encodes 430 amino acids. The transcript has 2 exons. Gene Ontology annotation, molecular function: ubiquitin protein ligase activity; ubiquitin-like protein conjugating enzyme binding. The record is from RefSeq and is a predicted model, not a curated record. Lineage: Eukaryota; Viridiplantae; Streptophyta; Magnoliopsida; Malpighiales; Euphorbiaceae.